AGUCUGCGUACGAAUGUGGAUCUCGAUGUAACGGCCUCAUCUUCGAAACGUGCUAGUUUUUUCGUGUAAUAUCGUUUGAAUGGAAAGUUAAGCCGCGGCAUUCGUUGGAGAUAAGUAAGCACUGCCUUUUUUGCAGUUUCCACUUCAAAAAAAAAACCGAGUGUUAGUUGUGACUUGUUCGUUUGGUGUGUUAGAUAAAAUUAAACUUAGUGGUCGAAUAGACAAGGAUAAUACUCAUGUUUUAGUCCGUUUAUUGAAUUGGAAUCCGACAAGACCGAAGGAGCUCUUGAGGCUAUAUCAGCGUUCAAACUCUAUUUUAUCCUCCAGGACAAGAUGCAACUCGGAACUUUAUAUCGAAAACAAACUGGAAGCGCUAAUCUGGACGUAUAAACUAUCCGAUAUCGUUCGCAUUGGGACUGAAAUAUGUUAAAUACAGUUCCUCGAAGGAAAAACUUAAUAGUUGUCACGAUACCAGAGUUAGGGGAUGAAUAAAUAAACCAAUUUUCGAGCGGAGUGGAUCAAUUAUAAGUUUUUGUCGAGACAUGUGACGAAUUUAUCAUGAUAAUUCGUUGGUUGGAUCAUCAAAUCAUCAACUAGACUUGAAAUGUUCUAAAAAGUCAAUUAGAACCAAAGUGAUGCACUACCAUCAAGCAUACCUCAUCAGAUCAUGCUUCCCAUAUGCCUCGCUAGGCAUAGAUCCAUCAUAUUUUAUUCAAUAGUUUUAAUGUUGGUAGUACCUAAUUAUUGCGGACCUCGCUACAGUUCCAGAAUAGUCGAGAUUCAGACCGGUGCUAUUAGAGGCAUUAUUCUGGAAUUGAGUUCUAGACAUUUGGAACCUGUCGAAGUUUUCCGUGGCGUUCCCUACGCCGCGCCACCUGUGGGUCCGUUCAGAUUUCGUCCACCGCAACCUCCCCUCACUUGGCCAGGCACCAGAUUAGCAGAUACAUUUGGUGCGGCGUGUCCUCAAAAAUACCCAGAUAUAAGCAAUCGCACUGCCGCUUUACAUUUUAUGCCUAAAGGACGGUAUCAAUACCUCAAAAAACUGGUUCCUUUAUUAGUCAAUCAGUCAGAAGAUUGUCUUUUUCUUAAUAUUUACGUUCCUGGUAGUGGAAACCGCGGGCUGGAAGCGCCGUACGCCGUUCUGGUAUUCAUACACGGGGAAAGUUUUGAAUGGGGGGCGGGUCAUCCCUACGACGGUAGUGUUCUAGCCUCUUAUGGACACGUUAUUGUGGUAACUCUCAACUUCAGACUUGGAGUAUUAGGUUUCCUGCGAACACGUUUCAUAGACUCAUCAUUGCUAGCCGAGGACAAAAAUUGGGACUCCUCCGGCGGAAAUUUAGGACUCAAAGAUAUUGCAGCGGCUUUGAAGUGGAUUAAAGUGAAUAUAGCAGCAUUUGGUGGCGAUCCGAACAGAGUUACCCUCGUAGGUCACGAUACUGGUGCAGCACUUGCUAAUCUACUCUUGAUAUCGCCUUCUGCAAAAGGACUUUUUAGGAGAGUGCUGCUUUUGAGCGGGACUGCGCUUAGUCCGUGGGCAACGAUACGUAACGCUAACAGUUUGAGAACAAGCGUCGGACAACAAACUGGCUGUUUACCCAUGGAGACCGGUUCACAACAGCGUGAAGAAGAAUCUGAUAUUGCCGGAUGCCUAAGGUCGAGGCCACUACAAGCUCUAUUGGAAGUCCAAUUAGAGAAAGUCCGUUUCAUGCCGCGCAUAGCUCCGUCACUUCCAAUUGAAUCCGAUGCUACCGAUCCAGCUUACGCGAUGGAACAUGCUAGUGAAAAUUUCAUAACGUGCGAGGUUAUGUUAGGUACAACAACGACUGAAAGUUAUAGUGAUUUCAGUGCAAACGAUAUACAAUACGGUUUCGAAGAAGACCAAAGAAACAGAGUGUUGCGGACUUAUAUAAGAAACGCUUACGUUUACCAUCUGAACGAAAUAUUUUCGGCUGUGAAAAACGAAUAUACCGAUUGGGAUAAACCGAUACAACAUCCAAUUAAUAUUCGAGAUUCGACGAUGGAAGCGUUAAGUGAUGGACACACGGUCUCGCCUCUUGUGCGGGUGGCGUAUCUUCACGCGAGACGUGGUGCUAGAACGUACUUCUUCCAUUUCGGAUAUCAGACCAAAGACAGCGAUUAUCCUCAGCGUUUGGGAAGCAUUCGUGGUGAAGAUCUCACUUACAUCCUUGGAUUACCUCUAGUCGGCGGUCUUCCUCAUUUUCCACAAAAUUUCAGUCGUCAAGAUGUGGGUAUUGCGGAAGCUAUGCUCAAUUUCAUCAGUAACUUUGCCAAAAGUGGAGAUCCCAACGUACCGUCAGUAGAUAAUAAGGAUUUGGCACCAGAUUAUGGUUCGAAUCGAGAAAAAACUCGGUAUAAAGGACUUGUUUGGGAUCCGUAUGAAAUUGGUACUCAAUUCUACCUUAGUGUCACAUCGAAGCCGAAGAUGAAGAGUCACUAUCGAGGUCAUAAGAUGGCGGUUUGGCUCAAUCUAAUCCCGCAACUUCAUCAGCCGGGCGACGACGACGUCACAAUGAGGCACCACCAUUUUCACGAACGCGAACCUCAUUAUUACGCAGGAGCAGUGAGGGUGGAAUCGUUCACUAGAUUACCGCCUCCGUUGCAUCCCGCUUCCAUGACGGAUUCGCAUGCCGCCUCCAGUGGCGAAGGGACUGAAUGCAUUCCAAACACGACAUCCGAUGAAGAUAUCCAAGUCGACAAAGUCGAUGAUUUAGAUGAAGAAAAUGAAGAGUUCCUUCAGAGACUAGCUACGCGUCACUAUUAUAGCUACACCGCCGCAUUAGGGGUUACAGUAGGAGUCGGUUGUCUACUAUUGGUGCUCAACAUGCUAAUUUUCGCAGGCAUUUAUUAUCAACGAGAGAGAGAUCGCCAUAGACAAAAUCAGUCGAGCAGGUCUCGGCAAACCGGUUCAAAUUCUAACGCAACGGCCGAAGCCAUACCGAUGUCUCAAAGACCUUCGACUCCUGGAAGUUCAGCUCAACAAUCGCCGAUGUUAACAAAAAAAGAAAAAACCGAUUUUCCACCUUCGUACACGAUGAUCCCCGCGAAUCUCGAUUGCAAUACUUUACCUAAAAGAGAAAAACCCCCGCCGCCCGUCCGUACUUCUAGUAACCCACCAGGAGGUACUGUGAAAAAACGUGUCCAGAUCCAAGAAAUAUCCGUAUAGCAAGAGGAGAGGGGUGAAAAGAAUCCUUCUAAAGCGAGGAAACCGGACAUCACCCCUGAUUCGGAAUUCGAUUGUGAUUUGGUUUCUGUACAGUUAUAACAAGACACUGAAGCUUGUAUCGUCGUUUUAAUUUGAUUGAAACAACUUUUAAAUAUAUAUUAUUAUGAGAUUUAAGUGAUAUCUUUUGUGAAUAAUGAUAAUGAACAAACAAAAUAUUUGUAAAUAUUUAAAUCAAUGUCUCGAAAUAUUCCAUCUUUUGAAUAUGAUUCUUUCGUAAUUAGUUUUUACCUAGCGAUGAAAAUAUUGUACCAAAUUAAGAAUUGGGUGGAUUAUUCAUAAACUACUUUCGCAGAAAGGGCAGAAAAAAUAAAUUUAUGUAAAUAAGAAAAAAAAAACAUAUUAUUUUGAAUAAUUAAAAGAAAUUGUGUCCGCAAGUCUGCCACAACUUCUAGGUCUUUUCGGAAAACGAAACUCGGUAAAAAACUAAAUUGUUCCCGCCUUCAAUCAAAAAUUCCGGUUGAACCACCCUUAAUUACGUAGUAAAUAUGUCUUUAGACGCCCCGUCAUGGAUUUGACAAUUGAUAAUGAAGAAAAUUUUCAAACAUUUUCAAUAUUUUACAAUUCGAUUCAGUGAUAAGAAUUUCAAACUUGUUAUUAUUGUAUAAAUUGCUUUAUCUACGACCACAAAUAAAAUUAAUUACGAUGAUUUGUGAAUAAAAGUUUCAUUAAAACACCCAAAAGACUGGAAAAAAAAUAGAAUGCUUUUUAAAUGGGAUAAUCUUUUUUAUAUUUGUGUUUUGUGAUUGUAAUAAUUUUGUACUAUGAUGUAAAAGUGUUAAACGUCAUCGUCUUUUCAAAAUAUUUUUCAAAUUUUGUUCGAUAAAACACUGAUCGCACUCCUGAAAUUGCGGAAAUUGCUUGCAGCCCAAAAUCUGCUUCAGGAAGUCAUAUGGCAAUUUUUUAGAUUGGUUUAACACUAAAAAUAAUCAAUAAUAUAAACAACUAUCCAAAUUUCAUUGUUAACAUUAAUUUGAGUAAUUAAAAUCAAUUAGAUUUUCUGAUUAUGUAACUUAAGUUGGAAAAUUUUGAAAAUAUAUGUCUGUAAUACACAUUAUUUUCUAUUCUUUCCAUUCAACUAUUUGAGUCACAUAAAUUUUUUUUUUUUUCAAUUUUUUGUAUAUUCUGUAAAAUUUUCUAUUUGUGGGCUGCGAGGUGCCAGAGUUAAUCCGACAAAAUGUGAUAUAUAAUUAAAAAAAAGUGUUUUCGAAUUUCGAUUAUUGUUGCGGGCUGAGGAAUCAAAAUAAAACUGUCCAAGAGUUUUUCAAAAUGUCAACGUUUCGAUUUUUUUCAAGAUUAAAUUAUAUGGGACAUUAUAACUCAAACAAAUAAACAAAAAAUUGUGCAAUUAAAAGUUAAUAAUGAAGUAACGUUUUUCGUAUUAAUAAACACUGCUUCUCACAUUCACAAUCUCUCACAAUUUAUGUACACCUUAUACAAUACACCUAACUUACAAUAAUUUAUUUAAUAUCACUUAAAUAAUUUCUGCGAUUACUUUUCACUACGACUAUACAUUUUAAACUAACUCACUGUGUUUAAACAAAUCAUUUAUACACCUAAAUAAAAUUCUAUAAGGUUCUAGAAAUUAUUUAAAAGAAAUAGUAUAAAUAAACCGCCUGCUAUUAUAAAACGUUUUAAAAGAAAACUUCAAAAGGAGCUUCCGCUAUUUAUAAAAAAUGUGAAAUGUUGUAGUUUAGGUGUUUUGUCUUUGAUUUGGGCGAAUAAGUUGUUUAUUGGGCAGAAUGCCCGCUCAAAAUUAUUUGACGAGUGUUUUUCAAGUUUCUCCGAUAAUCCUCUAAUGUUACUUUCGUUUCGAGGUUCCUGUAUUACAUUAUAAUUGCUCUCUUUUAAAAUUUCAUUAACCAUCUCUCUUGGAUAACCAUCUACUUUGAGAAUUUGUCUUAUUUUAUUAUUAUCAGUAUCGAUAUAGUGUUUUUUGAUGUGGUCGUAGAUGAAAUAUCGUCUGACACUCGUGCGCGAAGUACCUUUGCGCUACGCUCGUGCCUUUUUUCGCAACUCGUGCGCAAAAAUAUCACUUUACGUACUUGUAUCAUAAAUAAUCAUUAUCAGUUCAUGAUUUAUUUAUAUUCAGUGUCAUUAUUAAUGAACGAAACACUAUUAUUUAAACCAAGACUGUUGACAUGUGUCAAAAUUGUUGACAUGUGUCAAGACUGUUGACAUGUGUCUAUUAUUUCUAUUAACUCCUAAUUGAUGGUUUAUGUGAGUAUUUUUUUAAAAAUUUUGAUCUUUUUUAUAAAAGUUUUUUUUUUAAAUAUAAUUAUAUACUAAAUGAAAGGAAUGAAUUAAUUUCGAUUAAAAAACAAACAUCUUAUGGUAUAUAUUGUAGAACAAAAAUUGAAUUUUGUAAAAAAAAUAUGUUUUUGCAUGUAUUGAUCCUUGUAGAAGUGUAAUUACUUCAAUUUAUAGUCACAAAGUUGACUCUAAACGUUUUUAUCUUGUAAAUAAAUCGUUUUGUACAUAAAUUAUUAAAAUAAAUACAAAAAAUAUUGAA
Diorhabda carinulata is the source of this 5753-nucleotide messenger RNA. Its product is annotated as neuroligin-4, X-linked-like. Gene Ontology annotation, cellular component: postsynaptic membrane; cell surface; synapse. Gene Ontology annotation, biological process: chemical synaptic transmission; modulation of chemical synaptic transmission; neuron cell-cell adhesion. The record is from RefSeq and is a predicted model, not a curated record. Lineage: Eukaryota; Metazoa; Arthropoda; Insecta; Coleoptera; Chrysomelidae. Bases 668 to 3184 code for a protein of 838 amino acids. The transcript is spliced from 13 exons. Gene Ontology annotation, molecular function: signaling receptor activity; neurexin family protein binding.